CGAACAGACCCAGUCGCCUCGACUUGCCCAUAAUCGUUCAUUUCACUACAUUAUCAUUCGCUGAUCUAGCUAGAUUUUGCAGUAGCUGACACAUCUGGUGCGUAGGGAGAAUCAAUCUUGACUGCUGAUCGCGCAUGAAGUGAUAUCUCACCGCAUUGGGAUCAAUGCCGAGCGGUGCCUCCUCCGCGGUCUACCAGGCAUUGAUGAACCAUAGACCGCGAAUACGCCGAGUGCUUACAGGACUAUAAGAUGGCAUCCUCGCUGCAGGUUCAUGCUGGACUGCUCAACAUCUAAGUAAACAAUUUGCGACGAGUAAAGCAGCUUCAAGAUGGCGACUGACCACAGCAACGUUGAGCUCAUACCUGGCACGGAGAUCGUCCAGGACAGCUCAGCACAGAAGACAUUGAUACCCACGCCCUCUUCUGAUCCCCGCGACCCUUUGAACUGGACCCGGAAAUGGAAGCUCAUGGUAAUGGCCUCGCAAUGGCUCUUCACUUGGAUCUCCGUCACUGGUGCUCUGUCCAUUGCGCCCAUGUUCCCUCUCUUGGGUGCGCAGUUUCAUCUCAACAACAACCAGUUGGCUAUGCUGACUGGUAUCACCGUCAUCACACUCGGUUUCGCCAACUUCAUCAUCGUGCCGCUCUCCAACAUUUUUGGUAGACGCGCUGUCAGCCUGGUAUUCUCGGUACUGAUUCUGUUGUCAUGUGUGUGGCAGGCAUUGGCAACCAGUCAUAGCAGUCUGCUGGCGGCGCGUGCCGUAAACGGUCUGGUCUGUGCGACGAGCGAAAGUAUCCCUGUGCAGAUGAUUGCGGACGUCUUCUACCAGCACGAGAGAGGCCUCUGGACCGGAGUUUAUUUCACUGGCUACUUCAUGGGAGCCUUCCUUGGUCCAAUCAUGGCGGGAUCUAUGGCAGCCCACUAUGGGUGGCAGUCAUUCUUCUGGCUAGAAACAGCAUUGUCCGGUGUUUCCAUUAUCCUCAUCGCACUCACCUUUCCUGAGACAAAGUACCAUCGCGGUAAUGCGACGUUCAUCAUUCAGACUGGUAGCGACAACGUCAGCAGCGACGGCCAGAGCAACCUUGAGAAGCAGACGACGCAGGCUGGGAUUCAAGACUCCGAACGAAAUUCGCUAGAGACACCCAUUGCCGUGCAAGGGCGCCCCUCACGUGCGCAGUUCAUGCCGUUCAUGAAGCCAGAUGCUCGGUGGAAGAUGUUUGUUGUGCGCGACACUUGGACGCCGAUCAAAGUCUUCUUCAACCCAAUCAUCCUAUGGGCAGGGCUGAUGCUUGCUGGACCAGCUGAUAUCCUCCUCUUCUUCAACCUCACAGAGUCGCCAGUGCUCGCCGCACCACCUUACCUUUUCAAGCCAGACCAAGUCGGCUACACAAACUUCGCAUUCGCAGUAGGUGCACUGUUUGGUCUGGCGACGGCAGGUCCAUACUCCGACUGGGUAUCUGCUCGCGCAGCGCGUAAGAACGGCGGUGUACGCGAAGCGGAGAUGCGACUGCCCGCAUUGUUCAUCUACAUGAUCAUUACCAUGCUCUCGAUAAUCCUCGGUGGCGUCGCAUACCAGCAACAAUGGGCAUGGGGUCAUAUCGUCGUUUGGGGCUAUGGGUUCGCCGGCCUUAGUGUCACAACCGUGCCCACCAUCGCCAUCGCAUACGCGAUCGACUGCUACAAACCUAUCUCCGGUGAGAUUAUGGUUGUCGCGACAGUCUGCAAAAACUUCAUCGGUUUCUCGUAUAGUUACUGGGUUUUUGAUCUUGCCCACGAGAGCAAGAAUGGGUGGAUCACCCCCGCCAUGGUCAUUUUCGCUUGUGCGAUGGGGCCUGCACUGUUCGUCUUCCCACUGUACUUUGGGUUAGGCAAGAGAAUCAGGCAAUGGACGAAGGAUAGCGAUGUCCAUCGCAUGGAAGAAGUAAUCUAG
Alternaria alternata is the source of this 1927-nucleotide messenger RNA. RefSeq names its product MFS general substrate transporter. Lineage: Eukaryota; Fungi; Ascomycota; Dothideomycetes; Pleosporales; Pleosporaceae. Gene Ontology annotation, molecular function: transmembrane transporter activity. Bases 329 to 1927 code for a protein of 532 amino acids. The record is from RefSeq and is a predicted model, not a curated record. The transcript is spliced from 3 exons. Gene Ontology annotation, biological process: transmembrane transport.